AUGGGUCCUCCGAGUCUGUCAAAGGACCUUAGGAUGGUGUCUGAUGUGGUGGGUACUUUAGGAUACUUGGAUCCGGAUUAUUUCUUCAACAAGGUGCUGACCGAUAAAUCCGACGUCUACUCUUUUGGUGUGGUACUGUUUAGAGUACUCUGUGCCAGAAGUGCAGUGAGACCUGAAUUGGUGACACAUGAGGGGCAUCUAGCUUCCUGGGCCCGAAAAUGCAUACAAGAAGGGACUAUUUAUCAAAUCAUUGAUCCGUAUCUAAAGGGUAAGAUAGCUCCAGAGUGUUUCAAGAUAUACAUGGACAUUGCCAAUUCUUGUGUACGAAAUAAGGGAAAGGAUCGUCCCAUGAUUACUGAAGUGGAGGUAGUACUUGAACAUGCACUGGAGCUACAAGAGAGCGCAGAUGCUGCGAGAGAGGAUGUGGAUCCUGGUGGUGGUGGUGAUCGAUAUAAGUAUCCCAUUGUUGAAUAUACCUGCAUUGCUUCUCCGCCUGAAUCUGAGGGAUCACCUGAAUCUGAGGGAUCUAUUUCAGAUUCUGAUAGCACCACAUCAGCUGAAUUGUCCUUGGAUGCCACCAUAGAAAGCCCAAACGGCCAAUGA
Quercus lobata is the source of this 603-nucleotide messenger RNA. RefSeq names its product receptor-like protein kinase ANXUR2. Gene Ontology annotation, molecular function: ATP binding; transmembrane receptor protein tyrosine kinase activity. Lineage: Eukaryota; Viridiplantae; Streptophyta; Magnoliopsida; Fagales; Fagaceae. The record is from RefSeq and is a predicted model, not a curated record. Gene Ontology annotation, cellular component: plasma membrane; plasmodesma. Gene Ontology annotation, biological process: protein autophosphorylation. The transcript has a single exon. The coding region runs from base 1 to 603 and encodes 200 amino acids.